Molecule: messenger RNA, 10337 nt
Organism: Linum trigynum
Lineage: Eukaryota; Viridiplantae; Streptophyta; Magnoliopsida; Malpighiales; Linaceae
Source: the annotation of a GenBank genome assembly
UACAAUUCUUCUAAAUAAUAUUUCAUACACCCAAUUAUUACAGGUAUAGGCUUAAGAUUUAAUAUUCGUGUAUAUGAGUUUUUCAAAUUUUUAUUUAAAAUUGCUUCUAUUUGUGUUAUUUGCUAGGACGCAAUCGCAAGUUCUUACCCUACAAGACCAAAAUGGAAGACACUUAUUCAGAAUGUUAUUGUUCUUUUUUUAUACUGUAUUUUUGGGUAACUUGCAAGAUUGGUCACUGAAAUUAUUAAAAACGUUCAUGUUUGGUCACUACAAAUAUUUAAUUCCAUUAAUGGAAUUAAAUAUUUGCAGUGACUCAACAUGAACGUUUUUAAUAAUUCCAGCGACCAAUCUUGCAAUUUACCCCUGUAUUUUUUGUUGUCCUUCGGUGAGAAUGCUCCAAUAUUUUUUAAGUUUGUUUAUUAUGAGAUGAAGUAUACAGUGAAAUAGAAUUGUGUAUGAAAUAUUUUGGCUUAAUACACUUUCAUAGCCAUAACUAUUCGCGUUGUGACAAUUAUAGCAACUUUUUGAAAAAUGUACUCAUAUAGCCAUUCCGUAACAAACUUUAAUGACAUCAUUGUAAAUGCUGAGUAGACAAACGUUUUUUUACUGACGUGGCGAAUUUUCGUCAAAUUUUUUUUAUUUAAUUGCAAUUACAUGAAAAAAAUGAAAAAUCAUCUUCCUCCAGACCAUCUGCUAUUGCGAUCUCUUCCCUAAUUGAAACCCCAUAUCCAUUCCCUCGUCGAACCCAAAUUGAGUUUCAAGAAAACCCAAUCAACUUCCAACGUCGAACCCAAAUUCAUAUUCAAGAAAACUUAAUACGACGAAGGCGUGGAAGGGAGGGCGGUCGCAGCGGUGGCGGAAAACGGGAGAACGGAAGGGGGAUUUAAUGUAGAGGAGAUAGAGCUUGGAGAUGGAUCCUAAAGCUACACCGCCAACUGGAUGGGCAUGUGAUUUGAUCUACAAUCUGACCCAUAGAAGAUGGUGAGGAUGAGGAGAGGAGCGCGGAGAGGGCGGAAUCGGGCCGUCAAGGCCGAGCCCAGAUCUGGCGAUGGUGGAUUUGGAGGCGACGAAAUUUCAAUCUGGCUGUGGUGAGGGGUCUCGGAGAGGAUGAAGGAGGCGGUAUAUUUUUGGAGAAAUGGAUUUGCUUCCCCUAUAUCUGGUUCUCACACCCUCUGCUCUUGCCGACAUCAGUUUCUCUCGACAUCGCCUCCAUCGCUCCGCUUCCACCUCUCGCUCCACUUUCCAGAUCUACACAUCUGUCAAAGCAUCGAUAAGGCCCGCCGCUUCUCCGACAUUGAUAUCCGACCUGGGUCAUGAUGCCUACUCUAGCGAAGGAAACCCAAUCGUUGCGCUAGCCUCUCUCUUGGUCGACGAACUGAGUAUAUUCGAAGAGGAAGUUGAGAUCGCCGACAAAAUCAUGUCAAUCGGAGUUGGGAAUUUUAAGGGUGGUGGCACAAUUGGACAGGGAAGACAGAAAGAGUCGGGAUAUCUCCCUCCGACGAGGACCUGGAAACUUGAAUCGAGGACGAGACACCAAGGGAAACUUCUCUACAUAGAUGGUCGCAUCUUUCGAUAAAAUAGCAGGCCAACCGCUGGUUGAUUAGAGAUUUUCCCCUCCGGCGAGCAUCUGAUUGGUUCUUCACUAAUCUGAAUUUGGAUUUCAACUUUUGAGUUUUGACGAAGAGAUCUGGGGGUUGGAGGAAGGUGAACAGGCGGUGUGCGGAUGGGGAAAAAUUUAUAUACAUUUUUUUAAUUAAAAUAUGAGGUGGCAUCUAGGUGGUGUGGUUUGUCUAGUUGGACCUGAUGUGUAAUCCGAGCUGGCGUCCACAUCAGCACAACGUUAAUGUUAUUGACGGAAUUGCUGACGACGUUAAAGUUUGUAACGGAAAUGGCUAAAGUUGUCAAGCAAGUUUUCAAAAGUGGCUAUAUGAGUGUAUUUUUCAAAAAGUGGCUAUAAUUGUCACAACGCGAAUAGUUAUUGUAACAUCCCGUUCCGGCAAAACCCAUAUUUCGAUCGCUAGAAAGUUCGCGAUUUAAAAUCGAGCGUUUUAAUAGUAUUUCGGCGAAAAUCGGAUUAUCGAUCGAUCGGAUAAAUAUACGUAUUAAUUAAUUAAUUAUAUAUAUAUAUAUAUAUAUAUAUAUAUAUAUGCAGUCGGCAUAUAUAUUACCGUCCAUCACUUUCCCUGCCAUUUCACUUCUCAUUUCCCAUUUCCAAAACCGCAAGAAACAGAGCACGCAGAGAGCGCUCGGCGAGGAAAUUCAAGAUUUUGAAUCUUGAGUUCUAGUGAUCCAAAAAUCCCGUAAGUAAUGCCUAAUUCAUCCAUACAUCGUGAUUUAUCGAUUUAGAGCUUUAAAACGAGUUUUUGGUUCAGGAAUUUCUUGAAUUCCCGAUCUGCCAAAUUAGGGUUUCGGAGUAUCCGGAAGCCGGAUUGAGCCCAAAUUUCAUAUACGAGCUUCCUGCAGCGAGGUAAUCAAUCCUCUAGUUCUAAUCCCUGAAUUUCGGCUAUUAUUUAGGUCGGGGUCCAAACCGCUGGAUUUAGCUCCGGCCAGGGUUUGAUGUGUUUUUAUCAAGAAUUUGACCCGGAGCCUAGAACUAACAUUGACGGGGAUACUGCAGGGGGUAUUAGGACGGUCUCGGAUUUUAAUUCGGGGUUCGUUCGUGAAAUUGAUGUUUUAGUACCGGAGGCUAGAACCGGUGUUUGAACGACCAGAACUGGUGAGGGAUUAGCACGGCAUACCGGGUUUGUCGUAUCACGAUAAUUAUAUUGAUGCUUAGAAUUGACCUAGGUGAAUUAGAAUGGCAUGAUUAUGGGUGUAUGGACUUCUCUGCUAUAUGAUGAACUAUAGGCUUCUGUAUGAUAUUAUUGACUUGCCUUAAUCGAUAUGGACCUUGUUUAUGUUGAUAAUUCCAUAUAUGUUGCCAGAUGUGGGUUUAAUUGUGAAUAUGCCUUAUGUUGGUUCGAGAAGGUGAUUGGAUAUGAUUUUUCAUGAUUGUUGUAUUUGGAUGCAUAAGUGGGAAAAUAUAUAUUCCCUGGUGAUAUCAUGAUGUUUUAAGGAGGAUGACUUGCACGAGGGUUUAUCCCGAGGAAGUGCAACUAUACGACUCCUGGUUUACCUAUGUUGAGCCAAUUAUGGCCAGGUCAAGUACAUGUGCAAGUAAUGAAUUAUGAUUAAGCAAGGUGAGAUAUGAAUCAUGUAUAAGGAUACCAAAUAUGAGUGUUGUGGUCUCACGGUCAACUACAUAGUAAUUAGGGCUCCCUAUGCUAUUACUCUAUUAUGAUAUGAUAGUCACACCUCUCAUGUGGUGGUGACUGAAGAAUUCUUACGAGAUAUGACCACACCCAGAGUGGUGUCGGGGUAUGACUACACCCAUAGUGGUGUGGGGUAUGUAUGACCACAUCCGACGGGAUGUUGGGGUAUGUAUGACUACAUCCGACGGGAUGUGGGGUAUGUUUCCCGGGAGAGUUAUUAGCAUGGGAGUAGCCAGGCGCCUAUGAUUAAAACAUGAUAAGAUGCAUAUGCAUAAGUCAAAGUGGUUGAGUCUUUUGCUUAUUGGGAUAUGAGGAUGGCUGAGGUCCGAUCCCAGUGUUUUGGUUUGAUUGUUAGAUGUAUGAUAGGGGUAUGCUCUGUUAUGAACUCACGAUGCUAUGAUUAUCUCACUCAGCUAUGAGCUGACCCUCUUUUAUUCUUCUUCUCUGCUUAUGCUAUGUGUAAGCAGAUCAUCAGCAGCAGCAGUAGAUAAGUGUUAGGUGGGAGAGGAGCUAGAGUUGAAGCCAGGAUGAGGUAUGGUCUUCAACUAUUCUGUGCUUGGACUACUACUUGGGAUUUUGGCCAGUGAUCCACACCUUUUUGUAAAAAUGUUUUGAGAACGUUUUUCAUAUGCAUACUAGCUUCUGAUGUAGUGUGAGAUAUCCACAGGUGUGGAAAGUUAAUGAUAUGUGUAUAUUUAUGUGGUUGUGUAAGUUGUGACGAUUAUGGUAUGUAUAAGUUCGGUAUGCAGUUGUGUAGUAUGAAACUGUGACUAUGGCUAUGUAAGUCCAUGUAUAUGGUUUGAGUAUAUAUGUUUGUGAUGAAUUAUUUUGCAGGACAAGUUGCAAGAACUGUUAGCCCACUACGCGAGUAAUUCAUGUCGAAAUUUUAUUUGGGUAAAUUUUGAUAAUUAAUGUAACGCCCGAGAUUAAUUUCGCUGCAAUUGUAUGAACAAUAUGAUUAGGCAAAACGUAUAGGGUAACAAUUGUAUGAACAAUAUGAUUAGGCAAAACGAUCGGAUAAAUAUACGUAUUAAUUAAUUAAUUAUAUAUAUAUAUAUAUAUAUAUAUAUGCAGUCGGCAUAUAUAUUACCGUCCAUCACUUUCCCUGCCAUUUCACUUCUCAUUUCCCAUUUCCAAAACCGCAAGAAACAGAGCACGCAGAGAGCGCUCGGCGAGGAAAUUCAAGAUUUUGAAUCUUGAGUUCUAGUGAUCCAAAAAUCCCGUAAGUAAUGCCUAAUUCAUCCAUACAUCGUGAUUUAUCGAUUUAGAGCUUUAAAACGAGUUUUUGGUUCAGGAAUUUCUUGAAUUCCCGAUCUGCCAAAUUAGGGUUUCGGAGUAUCCGGAAGCCGGAUUGAGCCCAAAUUUCAUAUACGAGCUUCCUGCAGCGAGGUAAUCAAUCCUCUAGUUCUAAUCCCUGAAUUUCGGCUAUUAUUUAGGUCGGGGUCCAAACCGCUGGAUUUAGCUCCGGCCAGGGUUUGAUGUGUUUUUAUCAAGAAUUUGACCCGGAGCCUAGAACUAACAUUGACGGGGAUACUGCAGGGGGUAUUAGGACGGUCUCGGAUUUUAAUUCGGGGUUCGUUCGUGAAAUUGAUGUUUUAGUACCGGAGGCUAGAACCGGUGUUUGAACGACCAGAACUGGUGAGGGAUUAGCACGGCAUACCGGGUUUGUCGUAUCACGAUAAUUAUAUUGAUGCUUAGAAUUGACCUAGGUGAAUUAGAAUGGCAUGAUUAUGGGUGUAUGGACUUCUCUGCUAUAUGAUGAACUAUAGGCUUCUGUAUGAUAUUAUUGACUUGCCUUAAUCGAUAUGGACCUUGUUUAUGUUGAUAAUUCCAUAUAUGUUGCCAGAUGUGGGUUUAAUUGUGAAUAUGCCUUAUGUUGGUUCGAGAAGGUGAUUGGAUAUGAUUUUUCAUGAUUGUUGUAUUUGGAUGCAUAAGUGGGAAAAUAUAUAUUCCCUGGUGAUAUCAUGAUGUUUUAAGGAGGAUGACUUGCACGAGGGUUUAUCCCGAGGAAGUGCAACUAUACGACUCCUGGUUUACCUAUGUUGAGCCAAUUAUGGCCAGGUCAAGUACAUGUGCAAGUAAUGAAUUAUGAUUAAGCAAGGUGAGAUAUGAAUCAUGUAUAAGGAUACCAAAUAUGAGUGUUGUGGUCUCACGGUCAACUACAUAGUAAUUAGGGCUCCCUAUGCUAUUACUCUAUUAUGAUAUGAUAGUCACACCUCUCAUGUGGUGGUGACUGAAGAAUUCUUACGAGAUAUGACCACACCCAGAGUGGUGUCGGGGUAUGACUACACCCAUAGUGGUGUGGGGUAUGUAUGACCACAUCCGACGGGAUGUUGGGGUAUGUAUGACUACAUCCGACGGGAUGUGGGGUAUGUUUCCCGGGAGAGUUAUUAGCAUGGGAGUAGCCAGGCGCCUAUGAUUAAAACAUGAUAAGAUGCAUAUGCAUAAGUCAAAGUGGUUGAGUCUUUUGCUUAUUGGGAUAUGAGGAUGGCUGAGGUCCGAUCCCAGUGUUUUGGUUUGAUUGUUAGAUGUAUGAUAGGGGUAUGCUCUGUUAUGAACUCACGAUGCUAUGAUUAUCUCACUCAGCUAUGAGCUGACCCUCUUUUAUUCUUCUUCUCUGCUUAUGCUAUGUGUAAGCAGAUCAUCAGCAGCAGCAGUAGAUAAGUGUUAGGUGGGAGAGGAGCUAGAGUUGAAGCCAGGAUGAGGUAUGGUCUUCAACUAUUCUGUGCUUGGACUACUACUUGGGAUUUUGGCCAGUGAUCCACACCUUUUUGUAAAAAUGUUUUGAGAACGUUUUUCAUAUGCAUACUAGCUUCUGAUGUAGUGUGAGAUAUCCACAGGUGUGGAAAGUUAAUGAUAUGUGUAUAUUUAUGUGGUUGUGUAAGUUGUGACGAUUAUGGUAUGUAUAAGUUCGGUAUGCAGUUGUGUAGUAUGAAACUGUGACUAUGGCUAUGUAAGUCCAUGUAUAUGGUUUGAGUAUAUAUGUUUGUGAUGAAUUAUUUUGCAGGACAAGUUGCAAGAACUGUUAGCCCAUUACGCGAGUAAUUCAUGUCGAAAUUUUAUUUAGGUAAAUUUUGAUAAUUAAUGUAACACCCGAGAUUAUUUCCGCUGCAAUUGUAUGAACAAUAUGAUUAGGCAAAACGUAUAGGGUAGGGUGUUACAGUUUGGUAUCAGAGCUGGUUUGUUUUCUGCAUUAUGGGUAUGUUACUUUCACUCUUGAGGACUGAUCACUCUCAAAAGGGGAGAGAGUACUCCAUACCUGUACUUGCACUAAACUUUUCAGGAUUGGGACCAAAGGUGAUGAUGUGUUGCAUAGUCAGUUGCAUAUGGUCAAACAUUAUUUUGAGUAUUUGAGGGAAUCUUGAAAAUUUUAUGGUUUAAGAGAUUUAUGAAAAUAUGUGGAAAUUUUAUCUUGUUGUCCAAGUAAUGAUUUUGAAGAAAGUUUUGUUUCAACCAAGUGAAUAACUUGUUUAGACACAAGUGGUGUGUGGAUCAAAAGAAGGCUAAUGUUUCCUUGUAGUUUGCACAGAAGUACGUUUAGUGUUACUACUAACCGAUCGAGAAGCAUGGUGGCUAGCUAUGUAACACAGUUGAUCUUCGACUAUGCUAACAUGACGAGUUGUUGUGGUGGAGUUUUAAUAUGGAUAUGAUUCUUGAUGUUGUGGUGGCUAGGUUAACAAUCUUGCUUAGUAAGUUAUGUUUUGAACUUGUUGAUGUGCUUUUGUUGUGAUAACCCGAUAUAGGUUUUUGAAACCAUAUAUUGGGAACUUGAGAUGUUAUCUGUUUAGUUAUGUACUUCAGAUCUCCUAACCUAAGAGUUAGGUAGUAACAAGAUAUGUGAUAGUAUCUUCCAGGAGGAGAACGAGUAGAUGCGAGAAUUGACUGAAGGUUAGAUUUCGGGGACGAAAUCUUUUUAAGGAGGGGAGAAUUGUAACAUCCCGUUCCGGCAAAACCCAUAUUUCGAUCGCUAGAAAGUUCGCGAUUUAAAAUCGAGCGUUUUAAUAGUAUUUCGGCGAAAAUCGGAUUAUCGAUCGAUCGGAUAAAUAUACGUAUUAAUUAAUUAAUUAUAUAUAUAUAUAUAUAUAUAUAUAUAUGCAGUCGGCAUAUAUAUUACCGUCCAUCACUUUCCCUGCCAUUUCACUUCUCAUUUCCCAUUUCCAAAACCGCAAGAAACAGAGCACGCAGAGAGCGCUCGGCGAGGAAAUUCAAGAUUUUGAAUCUUGAGUUCUAGUGAUCCAAAAAUCCCGUAAGUAAUGCCUAAUUCAUCCAUACAUCGUGAUUUAUCGAUUUAGAGCUUUAAAACGAGUUUUUGGUUCAGGAAUUUCUUGAAUUCCCGAUCUGCCAAAUUAGGGUUUCGGAGUAUCCGGAAGCCGGAUUGAGCCCAAAUUUCAUAUACGAGCUUCCUGCAGCGAGGUAAUCAAUCCUCUAGUUCUAAUCCCUGAAUUUCGGCUAUUAUUUAGGUCGGGGUCCAAACCGCUGGAUUUAGCUCCGGCCAGGGUUUGAUGUGUUUUUAUCAAGAAUUUGACCCGGAGCCUAGAACUAACAUUGACGGGGAUACUGCAGGGGGUAUUAGGACGGUCUCGGAUUUUAAUUCGGGGUUCGUUCGUGAAAUUGAUGUUUUAGUACCGGAGGCUAGAACCGGUGUUUGAACGACCAGAACUGGUGAGGGAUUAGCACGGCAUACCGGGUUUGUCGUAUCACGAUAAUUAUAUUGAUGCUUAGAAUUGACCUAGGUGAAUUAGAAUGGCAUGAUUAUGGGUGUAUGGACUUCUCUGCUAUAUGAUGAACUAUAGGCUUCUGUAUGAUAUUAUUGACUUGCCUUAAUCGAUAUGGACCUUGUUUAUGUUGAUAAUUCCAUAUAUGUUGCCAGAUGUGGGUUUAAUUGUGAAUAUGCCUUAUGUUGGUUCGAGAAGGUGAUUGGAUAUGAUUUUUCAUGAUUGUUGUAUUUGGAUGCAUAAGUGGGAAAAUAUAUAUUCCCUGGUGAUAUCAUGAUGUUUUAAGGAGGAUGACUUGCACGAGGGUUUAUCCCGAGGAAGUGCAACUAUACGACUCCUGGUUUACCUAUGUUGAGCCAAUUAUGGCCAGGUCAAGUACAUGUGCAAGUAAUGAAUUAUGAUUAAGCAAGGUGAGAUAUGAAUCAUGUAUAAGGAUACCAAAUAUGAGUGUUGUGGUCUCACGGUCAACUACAUAGUAAUUAGGGCUCCCUAUGCUAUUACUCUAUUAUGAUAUGAUAGUCACACCUCUCAUGUGGUGGUGACUGAAGAAUUCUUACGAGAUAUGACCACACCCAGAGUGGUGUCGGGGUAUGACUACACCCAUAGUGGUGUGGGGUAUGUAUGACCACAUCCGACGGGAUGUUGGGGUAUGUAUGACUACAUCCGACGGGAUGUGGGGUAUGUUUCCCGGGAGAGUUAUUAGCAUGGGAGUAGCCAGGCGCCUAUGAUUAAAACAUGAUAAGAUGCAUAUGCAUAAGUCAAAGUGGUUGAGUCUUUUGCUUAUUGGGAUAUGAGGAUGGCUGAGGUCCGAUCCCAGUGUUUUGGUUUGAUUGUUAGAUGUAUGAUAGGGGUAUGCUCUGUUAUGAACUCACGAUGCUAUGAUUAUCUCACUCAGCUAUGAGCUGACCCUCUUUUAUUCUUCUUCUCUGCUUAUGCUAUGUGUAAGCAGAUCAUCAGCAGCAGCAGUAGAUAAGUGUUAGGUGGGAGAGGAGCUAGAGUUGAAGCCAGGAUGAGGUAUGGUCUUCAACUAUUCUGUGCUUGGACUACUACUUGGGAUUUUGGCCAGUGAUCCACACCUUUUUGUAAAAAUGUUUUGAGAACGUUUUUCAUAUGCAUACUAGCUUCUGAUGUAGUGUGAGAUAUCCACAGGUGUGGAAAGUUAAUGAUAUGUGUAUAUUUAUGUGGUUGUGUAAGUUGUGACGAUUAUGGUAUGUAUAAGUUCGGUAUGCAGUUGUGUAGUAUGAAACUGUGACUAUGGCUAUGUAAGUCCAUGUAUAUGGUUUGAGUAUAUAUGUUUGUGAUGAAUUAUUUUGCAGGACAAGUUGCAAGAACUGUUAGCCCAUUACGCGAGUAAUUCAUGUCGAAAUUUUAUUUAGGUAAAUUUUGAUAAUUAAUGUAACACCCGAGAUUAUUUCCGCUGCAAUUGUAUGAACAAUAUGAUUAGGCAAAACGUAUAGGGUAGGGUGUUACAGUUUGGUAUCAGAGCUGGUUUGUUUUCUGCAUUAUGGGUAUGUUACUUUCACUCUUGAGGACUGAUCACUCUCAAAAGGGGAGAGAGUACUCCAUACCUGUACUUGCACUAAACUUUUCAGGAUUGGGACCAAAGGUGAUGAUGUGUUGCAUAGUCAGUUGCAUAUGGUCAAACAUUAUUUUGAGUAUUUGAGGGAAUCUUGAAAAUUUUAUGGUUUAAGAGAUUUAUGAAAAUAUGUGGAAAUUUUAUCUUGUUGUCCAAGUAAUGAUUUUGAAGAAAGUUUUGUUUCAACCAAGUGAAUAACUUGUUUAGACACAAGUGGUGUGUGGAUCAAAAGAAGGCUAAUGUUUCCUUGUAGUUUGCACAGAAGUACGUUUAGUGUUACUACUAACCGAUCGAGAAGCAUGGUGGCUAGCUAUGUAACACAGUUGAUCUUCGACUAUGCUAACAUGACGAGUUGUUGUGGUGGAGUUUUAAUAUGGAUAUGAUUCUUGAUGUUGUGGUGGCUAGGUUAACAAUCUUGCUUAGUAAGUUAUGUUUUGAACUUGUUGAUGUGCUUUUGUUGUGAUAACCCGAUAUAGGUUUUUGAAACCAUAUAUUGGGAACUUGAGAUGUUAUCUGUUUAGUUAUGUACUUCAGAUCUCCUAACCUAAGAGUUAGGUAGUAACAAGAUAUGUGAUAGUAUCUUCCAGGAGGAGAACGAGUAGAUGCGAGAAUUGACUGAAGGUUAGAUUUCGGGGACGAAAUCUUUUUAAGGAGGGGAGAAUUGUAACAUCCCGUUCCGGCAAAACCCAUAUUUCGAUCGCUAGAAAGUUCGCGAUUUAAAAUCGAGCGUUUUAAUAGUAUUUCGGCGAAAAUCGGAUUAUCGAUCGAUCGGAUAAAUAUACGUAUUAAUUAAUU